AUGUGGGCAAUAAGGUUUCUCUCGCUGCUGCUUCUCUCGCUUGCGAGCAAGGGUUGCCUGGGUCAAUCGACGGCCGCGAUCCGUGGCAAUGUCACUGAAGCAGAGCUUGACACCUUCCGGCUCUUUGCCGAAUACACGGCCGCCGCAUAUUGCAACAAGUCACCCGAACGCGUGUCCCAGAAGAUUGUUUGCAGCUCGGACGCCUGCCCCCUAAUCGAGGCCCACGAAACCACAAUCGUUGCGACUUUGGACGACGACGGUGACAGGGCAGGCGGAUACAUCGCUCUGGAUAGCACGGCAGAGAGCAUUGUGGUUGCCUUUCAUGGCACCAUCACUGCUGCCGGUUAUGUGGCAGAUUUGAAUGCGUUCCUCCAAGAUGACGACCUCUGUGAGGGAUGCCAAAUCCAUGCAGGUUUCAGAUCUAUUUGGGCUGCCAUUGACGAGGUCGUGAUGGAUACCGUUGAGAAAUUGCACAGCGAGUAUCCCGACUAUUCCAUCUUCAUCACGGGUCACAGCAUGGGCGCUGCAGUUGCCACCAUCGCCGGCGCGAAUUUGCGCCAAAAGCUGCCAGACGUGGUGAUCGACGUCUACUCUCUGGGAUCCCCCCGUGUCGGCAACCAGGCGUUUGCCAAGUACGUCAGUGCACAGCCCGGCAGCGUCUUCCGGAUCACCCAUGUCAACGACCCAGUUCCCCGGCUUCCCCCAAAUCUGUUGGGUUACUAUCACACCGACGUCGAAUAUUGGCUCUCGACGGGCGGUGCGACGACGAUCGAUUACACAGCAAAUGAUGUCCUGGUCUGCAAAGGUUACUUCAACAGGAACUGCAAUACCCAGAGCGAUUUCUUUGGGUUUGCUUUCGUCGCGCACAUCAAUUACUUGACCAGCGUAGGGGCCUGCAAAGAGUAGUAAAAAAAAAAAAAAAAAGAGAGAGAGAGGAAAAAAAAAG
Molecule: messenger RNA, 946 nt
Organism: Pyricularia grisea
Lineage: Eukaryota; Fungi; Ascomycota; Sordariomycetes; Magnaporthales; Pyriculariaceae
Exons: 5
Coding region: 1-906 (301 amino acids)
Biological process (GO): lipid catabolic process
Source: RefSeq, a predicted model, not a curated record